UCUUUUUCCCAUCGCGCUCGUUCUGUUGCUCUGGCCUUCGGCGCUCUUCGGCAAUCUCGUCUUCCACUCCUUCAGCCUCCCUUUGUGAUCGCUCAUCGGACGUUUUCCCAACUCGAUCUCGAUCCCCUUCCACCGAUCUCUGAUCCCUAAACCUUUCUUCUCCUUUUGCCCUUGAGAUCCCUCGGUUUCCUUUCGAUUCCCCGCCUCUGUCGCCCUCGGGAGCCCUAAUCCGACCUCCCAGGUCCGGAUCCCUGCGUGCUACUCCAUCAGGCGCUGUACGGAUGGCGAGCGACAACGUGGAUCUGCCGGACGGUCUCUUCAUCUCGAAACCGGGCGAGGAGGUCUGGGCCGGGCGAGUGUGUCCUAUCGAGCAUUCAGGAGCAAAAUAAGAAGAGUUACUUCUUUGAGCAACAUUCUUGCCGCAGUUUGGAAUGACUUUUCUAUUAUAUGAGAUGCCUGAUGAAUCUAUACUACCGACUGCUAAUUGCAUCUGCUAGAACCUAUCAGGUGAACCCAGAAAAUAGUAUUCCUCUGUCUCCCCAGUGGCUAUAUGCUAAACCUGGUGACGGCAAGGAUACUCGCCCACCAAAUUCUCUGCCAUCUGGAGGUUUGUCUGAUUCUAUUCAGAAAGAUGUCUGGCGUCUGGAUGGAUCACAGGACAAGAAAGAAUGGAGAAAAAAUGCAUCUGAUAUUGAUGGUAGCCGCCGUUGGCGUGAAGAAGAGAGAGAGAGUAGCUUGCUUUCUAGGAGAGAACGCAAAAGGGAAGGAGAACGAGAAACUGAGUAUCGUAAGGGUGAUCGUCGACCUGAGAAUGUCCUUAUCAAAGAGUCUCUUGAGUCCAGGACUCUGCCUUCAUCUGAGAGGUUGCAUGAAGUUCCUAAUCGUGGUAUGGGAAAUGAAAGCCGCCGAGAUAGCAAGUGGUCAUCAAGAUGGGGCCCUGACGACAAAGACAAGGAGUCACGCAUAGAGAAGAAAGUGGAUGUAGAGAAAGAAGAUUCUCAUAUUGAAAAACAAUCUUUUACUGGUAGCCUCCGUUUACUUUCUGGAACUGAUUCUCGUGAUAAAUGGAGGCCACGACAUCGUCAGGAUGUUCAUUCUGGUGGAUCCUCUGUUCGUGUUGCUCCUGGAUUUGGUUUGGAAAGAGAUCGUGUGGAUGGUUCAACAAAUGCUGGUUUUGCUCGUGGUAGGGGAAGAUCAAAUUCUGUUGCAGUAUUACAGCUGGGCACUUCAAUUACUUCUGCUAGCUCCAUUGGUGCAAUCCUAGUAACUGAGUCUGAGUUCUGCUAUCCUAGAGGGAAGCUCCUUGAUAUCUACAGGAAGCAGAAGACAGUUUUUGUUGAUGCUACACCUGUGGACUUGGAGGAUGCUCCUCCAGUCACAACAUCUACCUUUGUAACUCCUUUGGCCUUUGACACACCUGACUCAGAGGAAAAGGUUCUUUUGAAAGAGAUUUGGAAAGGGAAGGUCAACAGCAGUGAAGCAAACUUAGGUCAGGAAAAGAUGGAAAGAACUAACAAAACUGAUAUAGGUGAUGAAAAGGGCAUAAUUGAAAAGAAACAUGGUAAAAAGGAAUCAGCAGAAGAUUUCAAAGAGCUGAAUUCUCAACAAGGACAACACAAUGACAUUAUUGUGGAUUCUCUGAUUAAUUUGGUUGGUCCUGAUCCUUUGGCCCCAAAGGCUGCUACAAACCAUGAUGUGUUUCUAGAUAAACAAGAUUCACUUUGUGACGAUGUUAAGAAUGCUGAUACAAAUGAUGGUAUGAUGAGAGGGAUAAAUAUCAGUGACCAAUCAAUUCAUCUAGAUGUUUUAGAUGUUUUGAAAAACAUCAAUUUAGGAGAAGAUUUUGUUAUCCAAUUUGAGGUUAGUGCCGAGGUAACAGAUAAGUUACAUACGGAGUUUGAUGUGCCUCAUGGGGAGGUUCCUAACAAUAAAAAAAUUGAAAAUAAAAAGUCAGGUAACAAAUUACCCAGUCCUGAGGAGUUGAGCUUAUAUUACCUAGACCCACAAGGUGAUAUACAGGGGCCGUUUCUAGGUCUUGAUAUCAUCUCCUGGUUUGAACAACGCUUCUUUGGCACAGAUUUACUUGUGUGUUUAUCUGAUGCUCCUGAGGGCACACCUUUUCAGCCAUUAGGUGAAGUUAUGCCUCAUUUGAAACUGGAGCUCCAUUCUACCUCAAAUAUCAACCUUGGUGAAAAUUCUGAAACUUUGGAUGCUACAAGGAAUGAACUUGGCCCUUCCCUUGUGAGUGGUUCUUUUGCUUCAAAGGAUCACCAACAAACCUUGUCUCUGGAUUCUCUGGAUUAUCCUUUAAAAUUUGAUGUUCUUGAAAGUGGAAGCUUGCUAGAUUGUAAUAGUGCCAGGUUACCCUUUUCCAACGGAGAAGCAUCACUGCGUAUGACCGCUGAAGGUCUCAAUUUGCCUGAUUUUACUGGGCAAGAUGCUGAAGUUGUGUUGUACAAAGGUAGGUUCCCGAGCAACAUGGAGAAACAGCAAGAGGGAGAACUUGGUAAUCACAACAUUGCUCUAUCAAGUUCCUUGAGUGGUCAUCGUUCUAUGUAUCCUGAAACUGGAAAUACUAGUUUAGUUAAUCAUAAUCUUCAAAGAGGUGACUUGAAUCCUCUUGGUUUGUUUUGGUCUGAACUAGAAGGUAACCAAAACAAGCCCCUUUCAUCAACAAUUCCAGGUUCUGUGGAGAAUUUGAUUGGCAAUUAUGAUUUUGCAAGAAAUGCCUCUCCAUUUAACCUGAACCAGGAACAACAGUUCAUCUCAGGAAGAGACCGUCCAAUCUCCAAUGAUUCACGGUCUAAAAAUUAUAGAUGGGGCAACAAUGCAAAUACAGUUCCUGAUAAUCUUGUUUUAGAUAACAUGUCGAGGUUUGAACAUGGGUCUAACCAACUUAGUUUAGAACAGUCUAUGCUGUUCCAACAAUUACAGGAAGAACAAUUACAGCAUCAACUUCGUCAGCAAAGCUUACUAGCCCAUCAAAAUGCUGAUUUAGCUGGAACAUUCUUUGAUCAGGUGCAUGAACCUAUCCACCAGCACCCUGUUAAUCAACAGAGCGUGGAGGAUCUAGAACUAAUGCUGAAGCUUAGGUUUGAACAACAACUACAUUUAGAACAAUUGCAGCAACAACAAUUGCAACGACAGCGACAAUUACACCAGCAUCCAAUGCAAUUUCUGCAGCAUCAACUUCAAUGUGAUGAAUCACAAUUGGAAUCACGACAGAUUUAUCUUCAAAAUUUGCUGCAUCAACAAUUACUUGAACCUGGUGCAGGAUUAUCAAAUGUUCAUCCUCAUGGGACGCAGAUGAUGGAUCAGAAUAUUUUAAGGCAGCAACUUUUGAAUGAGUUUCAAAAACAUUCUAGCAAUCUUUCGCAUGAGUCAGCGAUGGAACAACUUAUUCAUGCAAAUCAGGGGCUGAACUUCCAGCAGCAGAAUAAAGAUUUAUUAAAUGUUCUUUCUCAUUCCAAGCUGAGGCAAAUGUCUCAAGAGCAACAAUAUCUCUUAGAACUCCAACUGGAGCAGCUUCAGGCUCAGCAGCUAUCUGCUGCAAGGAAUCUAACUGGUAUUGAGGAUGAGAGGCACACAGGAGGGAUCUGGUCAGUUGAUGAAUCUGGUCAAUUCAUUAGAACUGCAGCUGGUUCACACCCAAAUUAUUCUUCCAGACUUAGCCAAUCAGAAUUUUUGCAGAAACCACAUGGGCCAUCAUUGGUUGAGCAUUCCAGUCAUUCUCAGCGAAACUACUUGUUGCAGGAGAGAAUCCAAAGAGGGUUGCAUCCUCUUGAUAGGUCAAUGCAUAUGCAUACAGGUGCCUCUCCACCAAACUUGGAACUCAUUAAUGCCAGAGCACGAGCUCAAGGAUUGAAUGCAGAAGAACAUCUUGACCAGCUUCAUGCAUCUGGUCAGAUGGGCCAAUUUCAUUCUAAUUUUCACUCUCAUCAAAGACAGAUUUCCAGAGAGUUCUCUGGCACACACAUGGAUCUGACAGAGAACCACUGGUCUGAGCUUGCUAGACAGCUACCAGCUGACACAAUAGAAGCACAGUUGAAACAGUUGCAAAUUAAAGCAGAGAAGCAGAGAGGCGCCAAUAUGAAUAUCUCAGUUGAAAACCCAAAUGCAUGGGCGUCAUACAUAGAAAAUAAUGAAAGAUCAGAAUAUGAACUCAGGGACUUGCUUCGUCAAGAAAUGCUUCACCGAUCUCAACACUCACUCAGGUUGGUGGAUGGUGUUGCUACAUCAUCCUAUGAGCAACAGGAUCCUGCUUCUCUGCUCUAUUCACGGCCUGAUUCUGAGAAUCAAUAUAAUUUGAACAGAGACAAAGUGGGGUUGAAUGGUGUUUUUUCAGAUGUUUCUCUUUUGGAGCAAGUAAGACAGUAUUCAAAUGAACAAGUGAUGAAUCCCAUUGAUAAUAAAUUUGAAAGCAGCAACAGGUUCACUUUAAGACCUGGUUCCUCAACAGCAUUUGAACAGAAAAAAUUCCUGUCAAAUUUAGAUUUAUUUGAAAGAGGAAAGCGUGUGAAUUCUAUCAGUGAUGCUUCCUUACAAUCAAUAGAACUUUCUAAUCUGAAGGAUGGGGAGAGAGGGAGCAUGCAGCAUACCAAUAGAAGUUCCAGGAUCCAAUCAAUGGUGGAUGUGCAAGAAAGUAGGGAUAUGCAAGCAGGUGGAGGUCACGAGGAUAAGUUCUUUAAGCAAGAUUUUCUUGACAAAACUGGUGCUGGUUUAGGUUUCUUUGACAACGAAACAGAAUUUGAUCAAACUGUCAAGGAAGAGAUGUCAAAUAAUAUGAUAUAUGAUGGUCCAAAAGGAGUUGAUAGUUUCUUAAAGCAUACAUGUGAUCCCCAUGACAUGCCAUCUGCAAGACCGUCAGCUGGCACGCUUCAAAUUCCAAAGGGGCAUAAUUCUGCAACGUAUGGAUCAUCAGAAGAAGUACAGCAAGAACAUGGAUCUAGCCUCAUUUCCCAGUCUUCUGAGGUGUUAAGACCUAACAAGAAAGAUGUGAAAUUUCGUCGAACCUCUUCGAGCAUCGACACAGAUAUAAUAGAGCCUUCAUUCAGUGAUAUGCUGAAAAGCACCAAAAAAUCCAUGCCCGAACCCGAGAACAUGGAAACAAGCUCAGUCGGAAAGAAUACCAAAAAGAAAGGAAAGAAAGGGAGACAGAUCGAUCCGUCUCUGCUCGGGUUCAAAGUCCAUAGCAACCGCAUCUUGAUGGGUGAGAUCCAUCGCCCAGAUGAUUGAGCAUCAUUUUUCCUGUAACUAAUGUGUCUGGUUAUUUCUUUACUUGUAAAGUUCCUCUCAGAUUUUUUUGGCCUGUUCACCAUGAAAUGAUGUACGCAGGGUUUUGUACACUUUCGUUCAAAAUGAGGGUUCAUAUUCAAUUAGUUCUAUUGGUUUUUGUUUU
Molecule: messenger RNA, 5398 nt
Organism: Zingiber officinale
Lineage: Eukaryota; Viridiplantae; Streptophyta; Magnoliopsida; Zingiberales; Zingiberaceae
Exons: 11
Coding region: 448-5235 (1595 amino acids)
Molecular function (GO): protein binding
Source: RefSeq, a predicted model, not a curated record